AUGGUCUCACUCUUCUCUUGGCUUCCAAGCCUUCCAUACCCUGUAGAGCAGGACGGCUAUUGGAGCCCUGUAACAUCGACACUGGACUGGUGUGAAGAGAACUACGUUGUUACGACAUACGCUGCGGAGAUUAUCAAUACGCUCACGAAUCUGCUUUUUAUGUACCUUGCGAGCAAAGGCAUACGGAGCUGUCUCAAGCAUGGCCACGAUACAGUCUUCCUGGUCGCGUUCAUUGGCUACGUGCUCGUCGGAACCGGUAGUUUUCUCUUCCACGCAACACUGAAGUACCCCAUGCAGCUUGUGGACGAACUCUCCAUGAUAUACACAACAUGUCUAAUGUGUUUCGCAACCUUCUCAUACGGCAGGUCUCUGCGCUACUCCACGUUCCUUGCAAUAGGCCUACUAUCUCUGGCUGCCUUUGUCACAUUGUAUUAUCACCAUAUCCAGGACCCGGCGUUCCACCAGAAUGUUUAUGCACUGCUUACAGCCACCGUCCUGUUCCGCGCCAUGUAUAUGAUGGAGGUCGCCAUCCGACCUCGCUUCCAGUCUGAUGAGAGGAAAGCACUGAACCCGCGUGCUGACCGAGCUGUAGAGGCCGUUCGAAAACAGGAAGAUUUGAGGGAUCAAGAGAUCCUGCGCACGAUGUGGAAGAUGAUCAUUGCGGGUCUGAGCAUCUUUCUGGGUGGGUUCGCUAUCUGGCAUCUGGACAACGUGCACUGCUCGAAGCUGAUCAGGUGGCGGCGAGAGAUUGGCAUGCCUUGGGGCUUUCUGCUUGAAGGCCAUGGUUGGUGGCACCUGAUGACAGGAACUGGAGCAUACUUUUACAUAGUUUGGGGGAUCUGGCUGAGACAUUGCCUCAACUAUAGGCACGAUGAGUACGAGCUGUACUGGCCCAACUGGGUAACGAUGCCUGAGGUCGUAAAGGCAAGAAGCUCGGCGGAAGGGGUGGCGAAAAAGGCGAUGUGA
Messenger RNA from Ascochyta rabiei, 966 nucleotides. Its product is annotated as alkaline ceramidase ydc1. Gene Ontology annotation, biological process: ceramide catabolic process; ceramide biosynthetic process. The coding region runs from base 1 to 966 and encodes 321 amino acids. Lineage: Eukaryota; Fungi; Ascomycota; Dothideomycetes; Pleosporales; Didymellaceae. The record is from RefSeq and is a predicted model, not a curated record. The transcript has 4 exons. Gene Ontology annotation, cellular component: endoplasmic reticulum membrane.